This is a messenger RNA of Gekko japonicus, 7584 nucleotides long. RefSeq names its product mediator complex subunit 13-like (gene MED13L). Gene Ontology annotation, biological process: regulation of transcription by RNA polymerase II. NCBI's taxonomy places the organism in Eukaryota, Metazoa, Chordata, Lepidosauria, Squamata, Gekkonidae. The coding region runs from base 1 to 6618 and encodes 2205 amino acids. The record is from RefSeq and is a predicted model, not a curated record. The transcript has 31 exons. Gene Ontology annotation, cellular component: mediator complex. Gene Ontology annotation, molecular function: transcription coregulator activity.
AUGAAACUGACUUUUAAAAACUAUAAUGAAGCGGAACUCACAGGCAUCAAGUGGCGUAGAUAUAACUUUGAAGGCCAUGGAGACUGUGGCCCUAUUAUCUCAGCCCCUGCUCAAGAUGAUCCAAUUCUUCUGAGCUUCAUCCGCUGUCUGCAGGCCAAUCUGCUUUGUGUCUGGCGUCGUGAUGUCAAGCCGGAUUGUAAGGAGUUAUGGAUUUUCUGGUGGGGAGAUGAACCUAAUUUAGUAGAUGUGAUACAUCGUGAGCUGCACAUGGUGGAAGAAGGACUUUGGGAGAAUGGGCUUUCCUAUGAGUGCAGAACUCUCCUUUUCAAAGCAAUCCACAAUUUGCUAGAAAGAUGCCUGAUGGAUAAGAACUUUGUGAGGAUUGGAAAAUGGUUCAUUCGGCCAUAUGAGAAAGAUGAAAAGCCCAUUAAUAAAAGUGAACAUUUAUCCUGCGCCUUCACAUUCUUCCUUCAUGGGGAAAGCAAUGUGUGUACAAGUGUGGAGAUUGCCCAGCACCAGCCAAUCUAUCGUGUCAGUGAGGAAUAUCUCCACAUGGCUCAGUCCUCCCCUACACCAUUCCAAGUGCUGAUAAGCCCUUAUGGUUUAAGCGGUACUUUGACGGGCCAAGCGUACAAGAUGUCUGAUCCAGCAACUCGUAAGCUAAUUGAGGAGUGGCACUAUUUUUACCCAAUGGUGCUGAAGAAGAAAGAAAGCUUGAAAGAGGAAGAAGAACUUGGAUACGAUGACGAUUUUCCUGUGGCAGUCGAAGUCAUAGUUGGUGGUGUACGAAUGGUGUAUCCUUCCACUUUUGUUCUUGUCUCUCAUAAUGACAUUCCUGUGUCUCAGAGCACUUCUACACCAGGAGGCCAUAGCAGUGUGGCACAACAGGGAGUGGGGAACACGAAAGAUCCCAGCAGUUGUGGAAUGUUACUCACACCACCCACUUCACCGGAGCAGACUGUAAUAGGGGAAAGUGGAGGCAUUCCAAGCAUAGUCAGUCAUCCUGGAGCACCAGAUGGGGUGGUCUCUGUGCAGAGUCCAAAGAAAUCAGGGAAGAUUCCUCCAAAAUUCCAGAAUCGCAUGGUCCACAGAGUUUGGAAGGAAUGCAUCCUCAACCGGCCACCAUCCAAGAGGAAUCAGAUUACUGCUACAGUUUUGGAGGAAGAAGCCCCCAACAACAGUGUGUCUUGGGAUUUUGUUGAUCCGGUCCAAAGAGUCUGCUGUUCUUGUUCCAGGCACAAACUUCUCAAGCAACGUUGUGCUGUGGGUUCCAGUCGCCCACCAACGAUAUCACAGCCAGGAUUUGGUGCAGGAUCCUUGUCCUCUGCCUCCUUGCCACCUCCUGCCUCUAAGCACAAAACCACUGAGAGGCAGGAGAAAUCAGAAAAACUUCAAAAGAGAUCACUGCUGCCGUUUCACCAUCGUCCCUCUGUCACCGAAGAGCUGUGUAUGGAUCAGGACCCAUCAGGACAGAAGUUGGCCUUGGCAGGGAUGGACCCUUCCUUGGAAGCCUCUAACAGCAGGAAAUAUGAGAAACCACUCUGUCUGCCUCCAAGGCACCCAAGCAAACCAACAAAUUUGAAUCCUAUGGAUUCCCCCCAUUCUCCCACGUCUCCUCUGCCUCCCACACUUAGCCCCCAGCCAAGAGGACAAGAAACGGAUAGUUUAGAUCUUCCAUCAGUUCCUGUGAAUCCAGCCCUCUACAGCAGUGGAUUAGAACUUCAGCCAAUGGCCAGUGCAGAGGACAGGACAGUUCUUGUAGGCCAGAGGCUGCCUCUGAUGGCAGAAGUUAGUGAGACAGCUUUAUACUGUGGCGUCUUACCCAACCAAGAGUCAUCAACUAAGUGGCAGGGGUAUGUUCUUCCCCCAAAUGAUGAUUCAGAGUUCAGGCCACCAGAGCUCCAGUGUGAAAGAUAUGACAGCAAGAUGGAUACAGUCUCUGACAGCACUGCACUGAAAAGGCUCUUAGCACAACCUAAUAAACGGUUUAAAAUCUUGGAAGAAACUCCCCCAGUGUCAGCAAUGAAUUACCUUGACUCCUUACCUCUGAUACAGCAGCCUGGCGAAUGCUUGGGAGAUGUCAGUGAUCCAUACACAUUUCAGGAUGGUGACAUCAAAUACAGCUUCACUGGCACUAAAAAAUGCAAACUUGGGACUGAGAGAGACUCUCUGAAGAAGAACAAGUCGGAAGAUGGAACUGUAACUAAGGAGAUUUCUGCAUCCGGUCAUUCCACUACCAUGCCAGAUGGGAAAGAUGCAAUGUCCAUUUUCAGUUCUGCUCCUAAAACAGACACCCGGCAAGAUAAUGCAGCAGGCCGAGCUGGUUCUGGUAGCCUCACACAAGUAACAGACUUGGCCCCAUCACUACAUGAUUUAGACAACCUCUUUGAUAAUUCAGAUGAAGAUGAGCCUGGGGCUGUAUCACCUGCACUGCGAUCAUCAAAAAUCCCUGCUGUGGGAACUGAAGAAAGCCCUCUGGGUAAGGAUGGCAGAACAGCAGUUCCUUAUCCACCAACUGUGGCAGAUCUGCAGAGGAUGUUUCCGACACCACCAUCCUUGGAGCAACAUCCUGCUUUCUCCCCUGUGAUGAGCUACAAAGAUGGUAUCAGUUCAGAAACAGCUACUACCUUGGGGAUGAUGGAAAGUCCUGUGGUCAACAUGGUUACAAAUCAGCUCACAGAGUUUAAGAUGGAGGUAGAAGAUGGGUUAGGCAGCCCUAAGCCUGAAGAAAUUAAGGAUUUCUCCUAUGUGCACAAAGUUCCGAUCUUUCAGCCUUUUAUGGGCUCCUCCAUGUUUGCUCCAUUGAAAAUGCUCCCAAGCCAGUGCCUGAUACCUCUGAAGACUUCAGAGGCCUGUGUCUAUCGGCCUUCCUGGGCAAUUCCUCCAAAAAUCGAACAACUUCCUUUACCGCCUACAGCUGCUUUCAUCAGAGAUGGUUACAAUAAUGUGCCCAGUGUCGGGAGCCUAGCAGAUCAAGACUAUCUUCAAAUGAACACUCCCCAGAUGAGCACUCCUGUGACGCUAAAUAGCACUGCCCCAGCUAGCAACAGUGGAGCAGGAGUAUUGCCUUCUCCUGCCACGCCUCGCUUCUCCGUCCCUACGCCACGUACACCCAGGACCCCAAGGACUCCUAGAGGUGGGGGCACUGCUAGUGGGCAAGGAUCUGUAAAAUAUGACAGCACAGACCAAGGGUCACCAGCCUCUACACCCUCCACGACCCGGCCUCUCAAUUCUGUGGAGCCAGCCACUGUCCAACCAAUUUUGGAAGCUCACAGUUUGUACGUCACACUCAUUCUUUCAGAUUCUGUGCUGAAUAUCUUUAAAGACAGCAACUUUGACAGCUGCUGCAUUUGUGCUUGCAACAUGAAUAUUAAAGGUGCAGAUGUGGGGCUGUAUAUCCCAGAUUCGUCUAACGAGGACCAGUAUCGGUGCACUUGUGGAUUUAGUGCAAUUAUGAACCGCAAACUAGGGUACAACUCUGGGUUGUUUAUUGAGGAUGAAUUGGAUAUUUUUGGCAGGACUUCAGACAUCGGCCAAGUUGCAGAGAGGAGGCUGAUGAUGUGUCAGACCACCUUGAUUCCUCAGCCAGGAGAGGGAUCCAAAAGGGCUCAUGAUCUCCCAAUGAGCCUCCUCCUCCUCCUCCUCCAGAAUCAGCAUACCCAGCCUUUCACCUCGCUUAGCUACUUGGACUACAUGUCUGCCAGCAGCCGGCAGGCGCUCUCUUACACAAAUUGGAGUUACGACAGAGUUCAGGCAGAAAGCAAUGACUCCUGGAUGGAGUGCUUCAAUGCCCUAGAGCAAGGCAGGCAGUAUGUGGAUAAUCCUACAGGCGGUAAAGUGGAUGAAGCCCUCGUCAGAAGUGCUACUGUUCACUCUUGGCCUCACAGUAAUGUCCUAGACAUCAGCAUGUUAUCCUCACAGGAUGUAGUACGCAUGCUCCUGUCUCUCCAGCCUUUUCUACAGGAUGCCAUCCAGAAGAAACGGACUGGCAGGACCUGGGAGAACAUCCAGCACGUUCAAGGCCCCCUCACCUGGCAGCAGUUCCAUAAAAUGGCAGGACGGGGAACCUAUGGUUCAGAGGAAUCUCCUGAGCCUCUUCCAAUUCCCACGUUGCUGGUUGGGUACGACAAGGAUUUCCUGACAAUCUCUCCAUUCUCCUUGCCGUUCUGGGAGAGGCUACUGUUGGACCCAUAUGGGGGCCAUCGGGACGUUGCUUACAUUGUGGUGUGUCCAGAAAACGAGGCCUUGCUUGACGGAGCCAAAACUUUCUUCAGGGACUUGAGUGCCGUAUACGAGAUGUGUCGGCUUGGCCAGCAUAAACCAAUUUGCAAAGUGCUGCAUGAUGGGAUCAUGCGAGUGGGAAAGACUGUGGCCCAGAAGCUAACAGAUGAGCUUGUGAGCGACUGGUUUAACCCACCCUGGGGCAAUGAAGACUGUGACAAUCAUUCCAGGCUCAAACUUUAUGCUCAAGUUUGUCGUCACCACCUAGCACCUUACUUAGCCACUUUGCAACUUGAUAGCAGCCUGCUGACACCACCGAAACACCAGACUGCACCGCCACCCUCAAGCCAGGAACAGAUUAUAUCUGGGAACUCAGCAUCAAUCCCCCCAAAUUCAUCCUGUCUUUCUGCACCUGGAGCUCCCCCCACUGUCAGUACCUUCACUUCCACACCCAACGGUGGUGGGACCACAAACCUCCCAGCAGGCAGCAGUUCAACUUCUGGAUCCACAGUGCCACAGCUGUCAGCAUCCUCCGCCGUACCCAGUAUUAACCAGACAAGCACUACCUCCUCUUCAGGGUUCAGUGGCAGCCUGCCUCCAGGUCAAAACUCAGUCCCUGGGCCAAAUUCCACAGAGAGACCCCAAGGAAGCACAGUCUCAGGAGGAGACACAGAGACGGGACAUAACCCAUCUCAACAGCAACAAGAAGGGCAGGAAAGCUCUACAGAGAGGGAGAGGAUAGGCAUUCCCACUGAGCCAGAGUCAGCAGAUAGCCAUGCCUACCCCCCUGCCGUUGUCAUCUAUAUGGUGGAUCCCUUUACCUACACCGCAGAUGAGGAAUCUGCCUCUGCCAAUUUCUGGCUCUUGAGCCUGAUGAGAUGUUACACCGAGAUGCUGGACAACUUGCCUGAGAAGAUGAGGAAUUCUUUCAUUCUCCAGAUUGUGCCUUGCCAAUACAUGCUGCAGACCAUGAAGGAUGAGCAGGUCUUUUAUAUUCAGCACUUGAAGUCUCUGGCAUUUUCAGUGUACUGCCAGUGCAGGCGGCCGCUACCCACACAGAUUCACAUUAAGUCUCUGACUGGCUUUGGGCCAGCUGCCAGUAUUGAGAUGACCCUCAAGAACCCCGAGCGGCCUAGUCCUAUCCAGCUGUACUCCCCUCCAUUUAUCCUGGCACCCAUCAAAGACAAACAGACAGAGCUUGGGGAGACCUUUGGAGAAGCCAGUCAAAAGUACAAUGUGCUUUUUGUUGGAUAUUGUUUGUCCCAUGACCAGCGCUGGCUUCUGGCCUCCUGCACUGACCUGCAUGGGGAGCUGUUGGAAACGUGCAUUGUCAACAUUGAUUUGCCAAACAGAUCAAGAAGAUGCAAGGUAUCUGCCCGUAAAAUUGGUUUGCAGAAGCUGUGGGAAUGGUGCAUUGGAAUCGUUCAGAUGACAUCACUACCCUGGAGAGUUGUGAUUGGACGUCUUGGGCGACUUGGCCAUGGGGAGUUGAAAGACUGGAGUAUCUUGCUUGGGGAGUGUUCAUUGCAGACAAUCAGCAAGCAGCUGAAGGAGGUGUGUCGAAUGUGUGGAAUCUCAUCUGCAGACUCUCCCUCCAUUCUCAGUGCCUGUUUGGUUGCCAUGGAGCCCCAAGGGUCAUUUGUGGUGAUGCCAGAUGCCGUCACCAUGGGGUCCGUGUUUGGCCGUAGCACUGCCCUGAAUUUGCAGUCGUCUCAGCUGAACACACCUCAGGAUGCCUCUUGUACACACAUCUUGGUAUUUCCAACAUCCGCAACCAUCCAGGUCGCUCCAGCAAACUAUCCGAACGAGGAUGGAUUUAGUCCUAAUAAUGAUGACAUGUUUGACCUUCCUUUCCCGGAUGAUAUGGACAAUGACAUUGGAAUUUUAAUUACUGGGAACCUCCAUUCAUCUCCAAACUCCUCCCCUGUCCCUUCCCCUGGCUCUCCUUCUGGGAUUGGAGUAGGACCAUCUUUCCAACAUAGUCGGAGCCAAGGAGAACGUCUCCUUUCCCGGGAAGCCCCCGAAGAGCUGAAGCAGCAGCCUCUUGCACUGGGGUACUUUGUCUCUACUGCCAAAGCUGAGAACCUUCCUCAGUGGUUCUGGUCAUCCUGUCCGCAGGCCCAGAACCAGUGCCCCCUCUUUCUGAAGGCAUCACUGCAUCAUCACAUCUCUGUAGCACAGAUGGAUGAGCUGCUCCCUGCCCGGAACUCACAGAGGGUUCCCCACCCCUUGGACUCCAAAACCACGUCAGAUGUCCUGAGGUUUGUUCUAGAACAGUACAAUGCACUGUCGUGGCUCACGUGCAACCCUGCAACUCAGGACCGCAGUUCCUGCCUUCCUGUCCAUUUUGUGGUGCUCACACAGCUAUACAAUGCCAUCAUGAAUAUCCUCUCAUAGUGAAGAAGCGCCUGGCGGGUCAUCCCCUUCAACUUGAGAAAUGUGCCAUGGCCUUGUAAGGGUUAGAACGCUCCUUCUCUUCAGACCAGCCUCAAAGGGCCCAGGCCGUGCUUUGUUUUCGCCACAAUAAUGGAAGGGGGUCCCUUCAGUGUUAGGAGUGGAGCAUGUGGGCACUUCCGUCAAGAGUCUUGGACAGUUGGAGGUGUGUUACAGCAUCGUCAAGCCAGUGUUAAUUUCGUGGCUGAACAUUGUGAAACUUGGGGCCACGGAGAAAUGACAUCGUUCCUGUGCAUGGAUCUCUUUGCUUAAGAGAGGAAGCAAACUAGUGUUGUACCAGAUUGGGUGGUGCGAAGCUGAAGAUGUUCUUUGAAAACAAAUACGAUGGGACUUGGGCUACAAAGGAGAAACCGGCUGUGGUAGUUUAAGAAUAUGGGAUUUUCUGUCUACCUGGAAUUCCUGUCAGAAGUGGAUUGGGAUGAAUGCCUGCAUUUAAUACCUGUCCAUGUAGAUAUGAAUGGUCUGGAGAUAUUCUAAGUUUUUUUUUUAAUUUAUUUAUAGGGGAUAUUUUAAAUUAUAUAGGACCAGGUACAGUAGGUGAUCCAGCUCCGUUCUGCUCAGAACUAUUUAUCGACAUACCUCUCGCUCUCCUGACCUACAAAAAAAGGGCGAAACCCAUUAAAAAUCCAAAUAUCAGUUAGGAAGAGCAAAUUGGCAAGACCCAUUAGGAGCUGUCAGUUUUUAGGGGACAUUUUGGAUUAAUAAAAUCUUUCUGUAGCGAGAUUUAAAUAACUCAGAUGAACGACAGAUAACAUGAUGCAGGAUAACUGAGAACAGUGGGAAACUAUAACCCAUUUUAGAGUCCGAUGUUAAGGCAACUUGGAAGGCGAGUAUUCAGUUUAAAGGAAUUUGUAAUAAAUUUCGAAAUUAUUCCUAAAGCCCGGUCAUCCAUAAAUUGGGACAGGCUAG